AUGUCGAUCUUGGACACAUCGGGACCAGCAGUUUGUCGCAUUUGUCGCAGCGGAGAGCUCUCGGCACCAGUCAAAGGAGAACCUUUAUAUUCACCAUGCCGUUGCAAGUAAGUUCAUUUCAUUGUGGUUUACCUGUUUUUAGAGGAACAAUGGGGUUGUUCCACGCAUCUUGCCUGACUAAAUGGUUGGUAACGUCUCGGACACGGUCAUGCGAAAUCUGCAGGACCUUUUUCUAUAUUAAUACGUAUGUUGUUUUAGGUAACAUUUAUUAAAAUUCUUACAUUGUUUUUGCAAUUCUUAUGUAAUUUCUUAGUUUUAUAUUGUUUAAUUUACAGUUUCUAUCCUUCGUUUUGGGAGUAUAUCAGAAAUGAAGCGAGGAAGAACAUCCAGGUGGACUUGUUGUGCUUUCUCUUCCUGACCCCAUUGACUGGUGUCAGUGCUUUUCUGUGUAUUUAUAGUGGAGUCCGGUCAAAUUUGUUUUACAACACUACAGAUGGAUCGUCGGCACCAUUUGCUAUAGGUACGUAUCAUGAUUUAUUAAUGUAGUAUGUUUAUUGAUGUCACUUUACUUUUCUCAUAUUUUUUGAUCAAUUUAUUUUUACUUUGACAUUGUUUUCAGUAACUUAAUUUUUAUUUUUUUAGCGUUGUUAUUUUUAUCCUUCCUGUUGAUCACGAUGUAUCUGAGUUGGCUCGGUGUCACAGUGACACAUCAUCUCACGGUCUUCAGGCAUUACAAAGAGAAUAAUCCGGUAAUUUUUGUUUUUUUUUUUUGGUACUGGAGGUACUGUUGGUACUUGUUUUUCUUAAAAACUUGAUUUUAUUUUUUAUUUUAUUUUUUUUAUGAGUUUUGCAGGGAUUUUGGGUUGCUUAUAUACCUUGAUUUGAAAAAGUUGAUUAUAACUUUGCUAUUUUAGAAGUACCAAGUGAACUUGUCGGAUUCAGACAUCAGCACAGGGACGGUGACUCUCAAAGAGCAACAUGAAAUGGUCAGGAUUGAGGUAAUUUAUUUUAAGACAAUAUUAAGUUAUUGUUUAGGUAUUCGUAUUUUUUAUAAUACCGAAGGCAUAGGCAAGUGAUGACAUAAAAUGGAUUUUAUUUAUCAAUGUAAUUGCAUAUCAUAUUACACUUGUACAUUGUCAUCGUAUUUUAGCACGAAAUCGUGGGCGAAGGGGUCGUCGAAAGCAUAGAACUGAACUCAACUGAUGAUACUGUGCGGAUUCCAGACAGUUUCACUUCAGAAUCCGUGGUACGAUCAUUUACGGCCACUAGUACACCACGACAUGUAAAAUAA
Messenger RNA from Bursaphelenchus okinawaensis, 1291 nucleotides. NCBI's taxonomy places the organism in Eukaryota, Metazoa, Nematoda, Chromadorea, Rhabditida, Aphelenchoididae. The record is from the annotation of a GenBank genome assembly.